AUGUGCCGCUGCAGCACGGACCGACUGAAGGCGGCCGCCUCUCUGCCAGGAAACAUCUCGCCAGAAAUGGCACAGGUGGGUCGGCUGCAUUUGGGUUCCGGGCAGGUUGUUGGUUUAAUAAAAAUACCAAUGGCUUCCUCAAAGCUGAUGGAUCUCUUGAUAGUUUUGAUAGGACGAUAA
This is a messenger RNA of Podarcis lilfordi (Lilford's wall lizard), 180 nucleotides long. Lineage: Eukaryota; Metazoa; Chordata; Lepidosauria; Squamata; Lacertidae. The record is from the annotation of a GenBank genome assembly.